Molecule: messenger RNA, 2148 nt
Organism: Raphanus sativus (radish)
Lineage: Eukaryota; Viridiplantae; Streptophyta; Magnoliopsida; Brassicales; Brassicaceae
Product: K(+) efflux antiporter 4-like
Exons: 20
Coding region: 128-1897 (589 amino acids)
Biological process (GO): potassium ion transmembrane transport; proton transmembrane transport
Cellular component (GO): membrane
Molecular function (GO): potassium:proton antiporter activity
Source: RefSeq, a predicted model, not a curated record
UCUGCUUUAUCGUUCUCCAACCACUCGAAGAGGAGAGAGAGACGACGAAGAAGGAAGCACACACGAGCAAAAUCAAUCUCACUCACUCACUCUCUCUCUAUCGCUCCGCCGCGCCACCAUCACUGAGAUGCGGCGGUGUAAAACUGAGAAAUUAUUCUGUGUUGUUGAAACGAUGAGGUUUCUGGCGUUUCUUCUGAUCUGCAGUUUCGCUCUUGCUCUUUCCGCCGACUCCGAUAAUAUCGGGACUGACUCAGUUACCACUCGGGAGAUCAACGUAACCUCCGCUGAGUCAAAUGCGACGAGCGCGAAACCAAAGGAGGACAGUUUCGCGGAUAUGAUCGAUCGUGCGCUUGAGAAGGAGUUUCCUGAGAAUGACCAGAAUGAUGUUCCUGAUCCAGGAAGCUUCAAUAAUAGUGUUGCUGAUCAGCAGGCUGUUCUCGAGACUGUUGCUCGAGUUAAGCCCAAGAAAAAUGAGACCAAGACCAAAGAGGAGAAAUCAUUCUUUAAUUUGGAUAACGAGAAUGGCGUCGAAGAUACUCCAAGACUGAUUGAUAGGAAGGACAACGUUUUUAUCAUGUCCAAUCCAAAAUCCAAGUACCCUGUACUGCAGCUUGAUUUAAGGUUGAUAUCAGAUCUGGUUGUCGUCAUUGUUUCUGCUACUUGUGGUGGAAUUGCCUUUGCUUGUGCUGGUCAACCGGUCAUUACUGGGUAUCUAUUGGCUGGGUCUGUCAUUGGACCGGGUGGGUUAAGCUUUGUUAGUGAAAUGGUGCAGGUUGAAACAGUAGCUCAAUUUGGUGUUAUCUUUCUCCUUUUUGCUUUAGGAUUAGAAUUUUCUGCAGCAAAGCUUCGUGUAGUUCGUGCAGUAGCUAUUCCAGGAGGUCUUCUUCAGAUAUUUUUAUUCAUGUGCUUGAGUGGGAUAACAGCCUCGUUAUGUGGCGGUAAACUAACAGAAGGAAUAUUCGUUGGUGCAUUUCUUUCGAUGUCAUCAACAGCUGUGGUUUUGAAAUUUUUAAUGGAAAAAAAUAGCAUAAGUGCUCUUCAUGGUCAGAUUACCGUUGGGACUCUAAUCCUUCAGGAUUGUGCUGUGGGUUUACUUUUUGCUCUCCUUCCGGUUCUUGGUGGCACUUCUGGUGUCCUUCAAGGAAUGUUGUCCAUGGCUAAAUCGUUGGCUAUUUUGAUUGCGUUUCUGGCUGCUUUGUUUGUAUUGUCACGUACCUGGGUACCUUGGUUUCUAAAACUUAUGACAAGCCUUUCUUCUCAGACUAACGAGCUCUACCAGUUGGCAGCUGUAGCAUUUUGCUUGCUUGUCGCUUGGUGUAGUGACAAGCUCGGUUUAAGUCUUGAGUUGGGUUCCUUUGCGGCGGGAGUGAUGAUCUCAACAACUGAUCUUGCUCAGCACACUCUUGAACAAGUGGAACCCAUCCGCAAUUUUUUUGCAGCACUAUUCCUUGCUAGUAUUGGAAUGUUGAUACAUAUGCACUUCUUGUGGAACCAUGUUGACAUCUUGGUAGCAGCAGUGUUACUGGUGAUAGUGAUAAAGACCGUGGUAGUUGCAAUUGUUGUUAAAGUCUUUGGAUACAAUAACAGAACUGCAGUACUGGUUGGAAUGUCACUUGCGCAGAUUGGGGAAUUUGCUUUUGUUCUGCUAAGUCGAGCAUCAAAUCUUCACCUAAUUGAGAGCAAACUGUACCUCCUGCUCCUGGGAACAACUGCUUUAAGCUUGGUAACGACACCAUUUCUAUUCAAAUUGAUACCGGCCGUUGUACAUUUAGGAGUGCUCUUACGGUGGUUCUCUCCAGAUAACUCAACUGAGAUUGGUUUGAAAGGAGAUUUGUAUCAUUUGGAGAGUGCAAAGCGUAUAUCACUAAUGAUCCAAGGUUCUCUUCACGAUUCUUGAUGAUGUUUCUCAGUACUACAUCAAAGCCACAUUUGAUCACAAGAGGCUAUAAGGCAAAAGGCAAAUGAAUGAGUGAGAACACUCGAUUGUGUUCCAGGAUGUAUAGAUGUUUCGCGAGAUCAGGAGAAAACCAAAGUGGAAACUGUAUAAAAUGAAUCUCUUACACGAAGACUUGUAACUUUGCUUCAUUUUUCUUUUAAUGUUUUGUGAUUCUUUUUUUUUUUUGGGUAAAAAAGGUAGGAAAUUCUAUU